AUGAGGAGCCCCACAAGGGCAACCAUCAUGGGUCCUACGCAGCUCGUGGCACAGAAUCAUGGGAAGAAGGCAUGUGCUUUUGGCAUGGAGGAGAAAGGGUUUGCACUUUUCCAUGGCUCAGAGAUCCCACCUGAGCACAUAGGUGAGACCCAGACCCUUGUUAAAGCCACUCAGUGCAAAUGCUUUUAGCAGAGUUUAGACUUGAAAUUUAUAUAUUACACCAAACAGGGUGACAGACAGAAGUAGUGGAAUUAAUCUGCACUGUACCACCUCAGGUUGAAAGUGUGUGUGUGUCAUUUCUUUAAAUGCUUCCUCGCAAUUUUUGUUUUAAGUGCACAACUCCCUGCAGGAAGUAAAUGAUGGAGAGAAAAGUUUAGCCGUGAAUAGGGCCUACUCUUGAGUAAAUACGCUCUUUGUGUCUAGGUUGGAGAAAGUGAUAGGGGAACUGUGGGAGGGAGAAAGAGAGAGAAGCUGGAGAUAUGCUUGUUCCCCAUUUACUUCUUUUUUGUUGUUUCAAAAGCCUGCACUAACUGUUUGCCCAGAGGAACAACAACAAAAUGUGUGCUGCAUAGGAAGCAAUGGGUGCAAUUCAACGCUACACUAUUAUGAGCGUUUCUUCUGCACAAACAUUUCAGCUUCCUAGAUGGAACAAGCCCUUGUCUCCUUGUCUGGAGCCAGUGUGGUGUAGUGGUUAAGAGCAGUGGACUCGUAAUCUGGUGAACCGGCUUUGCGUCUCCGCUCCUCCACAUGCAGCUGCUGGGUGACCUUGGGCCAGUCACACUUCUCUGAAGUCUCUCAGCCCCACUCACCUCACAGAGUGUUUGUUGUGGGGGAGGAAGGGAAAGGAGAUUGUUAGCUGCUUUGAGACUCCUUAGGGUAGUGAUAAAACGGCAUAUCAAAUCCAAACUCUUCUUCUUCUCUUCUGCCUUUCCUCACACACUCUUCUGGGGGUUCUCCUGACCCCAUUCCCAGCCAAUUUUGGGGCAGACAGGGCAGGAAGGGGGGUAUUUUGUGCAAGCGGAAGUCCUUGCUCAAGGCUUCUGCUGACAGGAUUCCUUAGGUGAAUCCCACCCAAUGUAUUUCUCAGCCAUUCAUAAAAGCUAUAGCUGACUUCAGCUAAGGAGGAAGGAACAAUGCUGCCCUCUGGUGACUGGCCCACAGAAAAAACCUCUGAACCAUGUUAGGAGAGCAAACCUUUUAGGGUAAAGUGUAGUUAGUGUAAAAUUCCAACCUAUUUUGCCCUUCCUCACACUCCACACUUAGCUCAGGGACCCUCAGAGCCUUAAGACUGGAUGGCAUUAACAGUAAGGUUCUGGCAAGUCCUGUAUUCCUGAAAGAGGAAGUUCAGGACGCUUCUUGUCACAGGGUUUGUUUGCAUGCUUAUACAGUUGUACCUUGUUUUGCGACUGGGAUCUGUUCCGGAGCCCCAGCCGCUAGCUGAAAAGGACACAAGGCAAAGUGCCGCGUCUGCGCAUGUGCAUGGAGCAGUUUGUGCUUUUGCGCAUGCGCGAAGCACGAUUUAGCGCUUCUGCGCAUGCACGAGCAGCAAUCCCGGAAGUAACCCGUUCCGGCACUUCUGGGUUUGCCGCAGAAAUUCACCGGAAUGGACGCUAGACAAGGCGGACGUUCAUGGAGAUAUUACACAUCUUUUUUAAUUGUUAUGUUAUAUUGUUUGAAUUGACUCUGAGAAAUAUUAGUUUAACCCCAUAGUUCUAGAACCAUGUGAGAAAGAUUUUGCUAAACUAGAGGAGGAAGAAUCUGCACCCUCUUUCGGCCUAGGCCCUUAUGUGCUUUUAUUGGACUGAGAUGUGGAGUUUGAGGUUCAUCUGUGCUCAGCCUUUUGCGUGGAAGCACUGCUAUAAUUUACCUUACGAGGCAUGGUCUUCCUUUGUUUUCUGGAUGAAAUCUUACAGCCUCUCUUUCCCCACCCCUUUCAUCCUUCUCUGUGUUUACAGAAAUGCCUCCUCUGAAACGGAAGAAGGGGCCAGCCCCCAAGAUGCUUGGCAACGAGGUGUGCAGAGUGUGUGGUGACAAGGCCUCGGGCUUCCACUACAAUGUCCUCAGCUGCGAAGGCUGCAAGGGCUUUUUCCGACGCAGUGUCAUCAAGGGCGCCCAGUAUGUUUGCAAGAAUGGCGGCAGGUGUGAGAUGGACAUGUACAUGCGGCGAAAGUGUCAGGAGUGCCGGUUGCGCAAAUGCCACGAGGCAGGCAUGCGAGAGCAAUGUAGGUGACAAGAGCAGGGAUGUGAGGCCAGAGAAUAUGUAGGAGCAAUAAGGUCCUCCUUAUUGCAAUAUUCCAUCUUAUGCAUAAAAAAAAAUCAGUGACUAUAUGUUAAUAGAAUCUGGUGUAUGCUCAGAAAAAGUGUGAAAUUGUACAAUAAUAUUUGCUUAAGUUGAAAAUAUAAUAUUCCAAUUUUCACUGAGUUCAGAGGGUGGUAUUCAACCAAGUUUUAUUCAGAGACCAAUGAAAACAAACAGAACUAAGUUAGGUCCAUUGGGCAAGUUAAAAGAUGGGCAAUCUCAAGCAGGGUGAGGGGAUGAGCAGGUAAUUGCAAGGAAAUAUGAAGAGGGAUAGAUAUAUGAAGGGCACAUUAAGUGUAGCCUUUAAAUGCCUUUAGGCAGCUGUACAUACACAAUGGGGGGGGGGGAAUCUUUCACAGCCAUGAGAUCUAGAAAGUUGUAUUUAAAGGGGUGAGGAGGAGCGAGCAGAAAGUCUCAGGAGACCUGAUUUUGCCCUGCGUAAUCUUUUGUUGGUGCAUGAAAUGUGAAUAUGCUGCUUGUAUAGGAGCCAUAUGAAUAAAAGGUGAGUUUGUCAGUACAGGGCAAGCUGAUGAGGUGGAUGCCAAUCCCAAAUGUGGAGUUGCCACCUAGGAAAUAAUAAAUGUUGAGACACUUUGCUUCCAUCCUGCAGCAAAGCUUUCACUAGUUUAGUGAUUGUGUACUUCGUAUAACCAGCUGUCCCCUCACUGCUCCCUUUCUGUGCUGCACUUUUAGGUGUUCUCUCUGAAGAACAAAUCCAGCUGAAGAAGUUGAAGAAGCAGGAAGACGAUCAGUCUCGGAUGGUAGUUGUGCGCCAGAGCUCAUUAUCCCCCCCAAACACCCCUCCUAAAAUGACACCGGAGCAGCUUGACAUGAUAGAAAAGCUUGUGGCAGCUCAGCAGCAGUGUAAUCGGCGCUCCUUCACAGACAGGCUCAAAGUGACGGUAAAAGCACAGUUUAGGUGGGGCUCUGAACAAGAGGGAGAAAACAGACCUCGCCUACCUUCAGUAAAGCUCCUCUUUGAAUAACCUAAGUUGGCACGUUCAUCAAAUUUUAUGUAGGGGUGGGGUGGGGGUGGGGAUAUCCCAUACUCAACAGGGAUGGUGUCAUUUUCUGAUACAUUCCGGUUUUUGAAUGUUCUUUUGGAAGCCGAACGUCCGACAGGGCUUCCAUGGCUUCCAAUUGGCUGCAGGAGCUUCCUGCAGCCAAUCAGAAGCCGCGCUUUGGAAGUCAACCAUUUUGGAAGUCGAACAGACUUCCAGAAUGGAUUCUGUUUUACCUCCGAGGUACGACUGUACUUCUCAUUGAUUCCUGAAUUGCAGAGGGUUGGACUAGAUGACUCUUGGAUCCUUUCCAACUCUAUGAUUCUCAUGGAUCCCAAAGGGUCCUGCAUAUCCCAGGCAUUAAGGCCCAAGUUUGUAGACCCUGGGAGGAGCUUGUUUUCACCUUAGAGCCGAUGGGGUCAGAAUGCUGAUGCCCAAUGGAAUUGUGGACUUAAGGUGCUGACCAUGGAUCAUGUGGCUUUUGGGGUUCUGGAAGAACUAGCCAUAGACUGCUGAACUGGAAAGAAUAGUGGGGCUGUUUGGAUUGGGUCUAUAUAAAAGAUAUGAGAUGAUUUAGAAGAAGUAGGAUAUUUCUCAUUCAUUUCAGGAGACUUUUUGCUUUUCCCUUCCAACCUUUAUCAGACUCUUUCUUCCUUUUCUCCCCAUGGCUUUCCCACGAAAACUUCAGCCGUGGCCUCAGAUUUCAGAUCCUCUUCACCGCGAAGCACGACAGCAGCGUUUUGCUCAUUUUACGGAGCUGGCAAUCAUUUCUGUACAGGAGAUUGUGGACUUUGCAAAGCAGUUGCCAGGUUUCCUGGAGCUCACCAGGGAAGAUCAGAUUGCUCUUCUGAAGACAUCUACAAUAGAAGUAAGACCUGCACCCUACCGCUCUCAUCAGAAGGAAUGGCAGCUGUCACUGCAGUCAUAAACACUGGUGACACCUGGCUGGUGAAAGCUUGUCAGGGCAGGGCAGAAUGUGCCCAGCCAAUGUGCCACCCUACAGACUCCCGUACCGCCCAACAAACCCUCGUUGUGCCCUACGGCCCCCACCCCACCCAUGCCUAGCUACGCUACUGGCAUCUGCCCCCAAUUGAAUGGCAGGCACCUCGAUUGCCACUGCAAGAAGAGGCAGCUACAGGGGACCACUUUGGCAGGUGUUCCUAUUGAGGUGGAUGGGUUUGGUGUCAUACCCAUUUCCUGUAACAAUGGCAUAAAACAGUGAGUAAAUUUGAUUAAUCAAAUGUAGGAAUUGCUCACCAAAUUGUAAUUUUGAUAAUAAACAUUUUUAAAAUGCUCAGGAGCAUUUUAAAGUCUUCAUGUGACACCUGGUUCUUUGCUGAGACAAUACUCUUCUACAUCAGCUCAUUUGGAGCUGUCCAUGGUCCUGGUUGCUGUUUACUGGAACCUACCAUGACCAAGAAGGGACGCGGGUGGCGCUGUGGGUAAAAGCCUCAGUGCCUAGGACUUGCCGAUCGAAAGGUCGGCGGUUCGAAUCCCCGCGACAGGGUGCGCUCCCGUUGCUCAGUCCCAGUGCCUGCCAACCUAGCAGUUCGAAAGCACUCCGGGUGCAAGUAGAUAAAUAGGGACCGCUUACUGGCGGGAAGGUAAACGGCGUUUCCGUGUGCUGCGCUGGCUCGCCAGAUGCAGCUUUGUCACGCUGGCCACGUGACCCGGAAGUGUCUCCGGACAGCGCUGGCCCCCAGCCUCUUAAGUGAGAUGGGCGCACAACCCUAGAGUCGGACAUGACUGGCCCGUACGGGCAGGGGUACCUUUACCUUUACCAUUACCAUGACCAAAUUAGUAAUAAAUUGAUUUGUCUUGAGCUGACUGACUUUGACCUGACCUACUUAACCAGACCCAAUUUACUGUAACCUGACCUGCCUUGUUGUAAUUUGACCUACUUAACUGGACCUGACUUUUGCCUGCCCUUGCAGGCCACAAAUCUUGACAUAGUAAGAAAAGGAGCAGGUCUGAAAAUUCCCUUCUGUGAGCACUUAAUUGGAUCCAUGCCACUGUGUACUAUCUUACUGAGGGCUAUUGGUGCAGGGAUGUGUCCUGCUAGUUUAUUGCCAGACAUUUAAUGACUUCUGUUUUCUACAUUUAAGGUGAUGCUGUUGGAGACAUCUCGGCGCUACAAUCCAGAAACAGAAUGCAUCACUUUUUUGAAGGACUUGAGUUAUAAUCGGGAUGACUUUGCCAAAGCUGGUGAGCUAAACACAGUUUAGAGUAUCAAGGAGAUCUUUUUUUAGUGCUGAAAAAAACAAAGUCCAGACUCUGCUCCAAAAGAAGUUAGGCUCUAAGUGAUUGAACUUGGCAUUUUUACUCUCAGCUGCACCUUUUAAUAUGGAAAUUUCCACUAUGGUUCAUUCUGUUCUGCUUUUGGAAUUCGCAAGUGAUUCCAGUGGGGUUUGAUUUCUCUUGUACUUGAAAAUAUAUAUUUUUUUAGGCUGAAAGGGCUCCGUUUCGCUUAUUUAUUUAUUUAUUAACAUUUAUGUCCCACUUGAUUGUUAAAAACCUCAAAGCAAUUUACAAGAAGAUAAAACAAGAAAAUCAAUAAAAAAAUACAACUGUACUUUAAAACAUACAAACAUUAAAAUACAAAAGUUAGGACUCCAAGUGGUACAGCAAUAAAACUGUUAGCACAUUUGCAAAGCGAAGCGGGGUCUGAUAUGGUUUCAAAUGGGAUGGAGAACAACUUGGGGGUUAGACUACAUGACUCUUGGGUCCCUUCCAACCCUACGAUUCUAUGACUCUACUAAAACUCAUUAAAAUUAAGCAGGACUGGCUAGCUUUUACAGUUAUUCUAAUUGGAACUAGUGUCACAGUGCCAUGAAUAUAAGGUAGCAACUACUGGCCAAAAACAUGGGAAAGAAUAGAGCACCAUUAAGAUUCAAAAUGCCUUCAAUUUUUUUAAAAAAAUGUUUUGCAUUACAUUAAAGCAAUGUUGACUUUUAACUUCCUGCUUGCUGUCUUUUCCCCCCAGGCCUUCAAUUUGAGUUCAUCAAUCCCAUCUUUGGAUUUUCAAAGGGAAUGAAUGAACUGCAACUCAAUGAUGCUGAAUAUGCACUUUUAAUUGCUAUCAGCAUUUUUUCUGCAGGUAAUAAACUUGGGAGCUCAUGUUGCUGAAUCAAAAAAAUAAGAGUUUGUAUGUGGGAGCUUAAUACCAUUUUCUUACGAAGAAACACACAUAGAUAUAGCAUAGAAUAAGAUUCUAAUGAAGGAUAAUUUGUGCUGUAAAUUAAUGUUCUGGAUCAUUGGUCUUUGAAACAUACCGAGAACCAGGUGGAAGUCUUGACAUAUAUAAAUCUUGUCAACCUCCUGAGUCUCCAAGAGCAGAAGUAACUCACGAAAGAGUCCACUGUGACAAUAUGAUAGAAAAACAACCCACUUAAUAUAAUUGUUCUCAUGGGGACUAUACAUCUGUUCCUAAAAGAGGGUUGAGAAGUAAAAGAUGCUCAUAAAGCCUCUGAUGAAAAAUAGGGAAUGUGGAAGACAUAGUAAUCACUUUAUGGCUUGGGAAUAUUCCUAUUUCUUUGGUAUGCAGUGCAGUAGCUUCCAGAUAUUGUUGAAUUAUAACUCGCAUAGCUGCUGAUCACUGGCUGGGGCUGAUGGGAGUUGUAGUCCAACAGCAUUUGGAGGGACCUAUGCUGGUGACUCUUGUCCUAUAUCGUCGUGGGGGCAGGGAAGUAAGUCGUCUUGACAUGGAUGCGUGAAGUGGCUUAGCUUUGGUUCACUUUUUGGAGUUACAGAAUUUGGCCCAUUGAUUCUGUGCCCACCCCCAAGACCCAAACACCUAAGCCCCAGUUGUGUGAAAGUGUAUGGAAAUAUAUGAGUUGGGUGAGGAUGUCACAGUGAAAUUGCUUCUCCUGUUUUGUUUUCUGGAUGCUUUGAUACAGAGAAAAGUAUUGCUGCAAGUAAUUAAAAAAAAAUCUAGCCAAAGCUCAGCAGUUUUCCUCAUUGUUAAACAUAAUUUAAAGCAGGGUUAGGCAACCUUUGGCCCUGCAGAUGGUGCCAAACUACAUUUCCCUUCAACCCCAUAGCCCCAUGGUCAAUAGUAAAAACUGAUGAGAUUUAUGAUCCAAAAAUAUCUGGAGGGUCAGAGCCCGCCUCUCUAUGUUUCAUUGAACUUCAGAAUGUUCAAAGUCCUUCAUAUAUAUUAUCUCAAUCUUUUCAGCUCAUGGGUUUUAUUUUCUAUAGAUAUUUUAGUUUUGUUACGAUGAAAUGAAACUUGCUGCUACAACAACAAUAACCUUAUAAGGUAGAGGCAGCCUAGCUCACAACAUUUGCUUCUUCCAUUGACACUGGUGGGAGUUAAAUACUUGUUCUUAAUGAACAUGAAUAAAACCCAGCAGGUGUGAGAGAAUGGGUCACGUGACAGGAACCUGUGCAUGUCUAAGCUGUAGGGCGCAUGGACAGUUGUGGAGCCAGACUUUGGGAAGGGGCUUGGUGGAUUUGGGUAUUUGGAUUUUAGCCUCAGUCUGACUAGUCUGCAUUCAGCUACCUAUGAACCUUUUGUCUUGCUUAUUGGCAGACCGGCCAAACGUUCAAGACCAGACCCUGGUGGAAAGGUUGCAGCAUACCUACGUAGAAGCCCUUCAUUCUUACAUUUGCAUCCACAGACCAAACGUAAGUGUCUGGCUGAGCUCUGAGUCAUUCUGUAUUGCCAAAAAUAUGUGUGCAGAAUAAUAUUGAGAUUAAAGUACUUGGGUUUUUUUAAGUUGUAUUGAUUGGUCUUUUGAACUGCAUGUCCAAAUGAUUCUGUUUGCAUAGGAAUCUAUCUUAUCCUGAAUCAGACCAUUGGUUUGUCUAAUUCAGUAAUAAUAAUAAUAAGAAGAAGAGUUUGGAUUUGAUAUCCCGCCUUUCACUCCCCUUAAGGAGUCUCAAAGCGGCUAACAUUCUCCUUUCCCUUCCUCCCCCACAACGAACACUUUGUCAGGUGCGUGGGGCUGAGAGACUUCAGAGAAGUGUGACUAGCCCAAGGUCACCCAGCAGCUGCACGUGGAGGAGCAGGGAUGCAAACCCGGUUCACCAGAUUAUGAGUCCACUGCUCUUAACCACUGCACUACACUGGUGUAGUAAUAAUACUGCCUACUCGGACUGGCAGCUGCUCUGCAAGCUCACAGGCAAACAUCUUUCCCAGCCCUGUUAGCUGAAAUCCUUUUAUCUGGAGAUGCCAAGCAUUACACCUGUGACUUUCUGUAUGUAGUUCUGCUAUUGAACUUUGGUUCCUUUCCUGCUAUCUAAUAUUUAUUUUUAAAAAACAGAGAAGGGGCAAACAUUACAGAUCUAAUAGGGGCUUACUCAAAGAGUGCUCCUUUCUUCAAGAGCUUGAGGAGAGAAAGCAAAUAUUUAGUGGAGAUGCUUUCAGCUCCAUUGUCACAGUAAUCAUCAUCAUCAAUAAUAUUUAUACCCCGCCCAUCUGGUUGGGUUUCCUCAGCCACUCUGGGCGACUCUGAACAGAACACUAAAAACACAAUAAAACAUCAAACAUUAAAAACUUCCCUAAACAGGGCUGCCUUCAGAUGUCUUCUAAAAGUCAGAUAGUUAUUUAUUUCCUUGACAUCUGAUGGGAGGGUACUCCACAGGGCAGGCUCCACUGCCAAGAAGGCCCUCUGCCUUUUCAGCCACCAUAUGCUUCUGCUUUCUAUAACAAGUUAAUCUUUACAUGUGCGGAAAAUGAAGAUGACCUAAAGGAACUGUAGAUUAGGAGAUGCAGCUACCGCACAUUCUGUGACAGCUUAGACUCCCGUAGAGAUGGGCAAUCCUAUAUACAUUAUGCAGCCUUGUACAACCUCUAUCUGCCUCCUGUUUAUAUGGAACUAUAGUCAGUUACGUUUGCUAGCACUGUCAACAGCUCCUCAAGAUCUUGGGGAACCUUCCCUAUGUGGAGCUGUCCAGCUGUCUUUUAGGCCAGGGGUGGAGUGGCCUUCCAGAUGUUGCUGGACUGCAAUUCCCAUCAUUCCUGGCUAUUGACCAUGCUGACAUGGGCUCAUGGGCAUCCAACAAUAUCUGGAAGGCUCACAAGUUAGACACUUGUUUUGGGAGAUAAUACAGUUUUGAUUCUGAACUGUAGUUGCAGGGGGAUGGGGGGGAGAGAAUUGAUUGAAAGGUGCUGCUUGAAGGUCUGGAAGCUAAAACAAGUAUUGAACAGGAUUUUUAGCGCACAGAACAGAAUACUGCUUCUUGUCCAAGCCUCCUAGUACACAAUAUAAUUGCUCCUAGUUCUAUAUUCUCAGCUUUCUGCCCUGUAGUCCUUUGAUUUUUGCUUUGUCAUUUAACUCCCCAGUUCUUGAUGGUACCAUUCCCCCCAACCCCCCCCCAAAUGUUAAGGUUUAAAUUCAUUAGGCAAAGAGUGCAAAACAAUUCAUGCAAGUGUCCAUGAUUUGCAUAAUUUGUUCUGAGCAAGGAGCUUGGCACAGUGCAUUGCAAUCCAUGAGGUUGCCGAGACAUUUUACAAUUGAACUGAUCGGCAUAGGCUUAGAUUUAACGUUAUUAAUUACCCUGAUAUCUAAAAUGCCUUGCAGUCUCAUUACCAUGGGAGCAAGUCAUUAUUAGUCCUGCUUUGCUGAUGAGAAGCUGAGAGUGAAGCAGAAUUUUGGCUCUGACUGAUAUCAUUGUCCUUUUGCAUAUGACCUUGCAGGAUCAUCUAAUGUUCCCACGGAUGUUAAUGAAACUGGUCAGUCUUCGGACUCUAAGUAGCGUCCAUUCUGAACAGGUGUUUGCUCUUCGGCUACAGGACAAGAAGCUGCCACCCCUUCUUUCAGAGAUCUGGGAUGUCAAUGAAUGACCGCACUGUCCCCGUGCACCAGCUAGCUGAAGCAACCCCAUCCUUGACUGUUGCUAACAAGAAGCUGUCCUCCCCUCUCAAAAAGACUGGAGCUCAGUGCAGAGGGCUAUGGCCUUGUGGUUUCUUUGUUCUGAAACAAUGCAGAAGGCAAUUGAGAUGGACCAGUUAAUGCUUGAGUCUUUGAUUUUAAUGCCUUCCAGAAAUGGAACAACUGAAACACCUCAACGUAGUAGAGAUGACGAACCCACCCUAAUAAUUUCUCCAGUGGCUCUCCUUCUUCAGGCACUUAUCCUGUGUUUAAUUUCAGGGACCUGUCAUACACCCCCCACCCCCCUCAGGGUUUCAGAGGCACGCCCCCAUUAUGUAUCCAGUUUGUUUAGUUUACUGGGAGUUGUCUGGACUGAAUAUUCUAAAUACAUUUUCUCAUUCAUAGAUGUUUCUGGCAAUCUCGAGUAGUUUUUGGUUCUUGACGGAUUUCCCCCCCUCAGAAACCUGUAACCAUAAUGCAAUUUUGUUGACUUUUUCAAAGGGGCUCUGAAGGUUGGAAGGGUAGCUGUAUCAUAGAAAACUCAGUGAUGUUUCUUUUCCCAACUCCUAUGUGCCCCCCCAAUACCACCACUGGUAUUUUAGGGCCAUUCAUGUGUAUAUCAAAAAUGCACAGGGAGCCAUGCCCAGUAACCAAGCCCUGCUAUGCAGCUGCUUCUAAUGUGAAGGUGUACAUCACAUGUACACACAACAUCCAUUUGUGCAACCCCAUCCUGUAUACAGAUACUAAAAAGUACCGUAAGUCCUGCUUAGUUCAGUGUGUCUUGCAUUCAGUUGAUUACACAUAGGACUGCAGUCUCAAUGAGCAAUCUGUGAAGUGGCCCUUAUAAAGUUUGUGAACUUGCAGAUUAGCACAGCUUCAACAUGGGACACAUCUUACCUGUAGAAUCUGCACUGAGCAGCAUGCUUGCUUUAUAACUAUCAACCCUCUUGCCCACAGUCAGACAUGGUCUUGGCAUAGUGGAGAUCAGUGCUGUUCCUUGCCAUACUGUUUCUGUGUGGAUACCAUUUGUUCCACCUGUAUUCCUUUUGGGUUUCAUAAACAUGAAAACAUGACAAAUGAUUUCGUAGAAGGUUGUGUCUAUAUGAACAUGUCUAGUUCAUUAUUUUUUGGCUUGCGUGGAAUGCAUAUUGUGCCAGGUGGAUCAGAGGAACAUUCCAAGGACACAAAUCUAAGAGAUUUGUGUGGUUAGCUCGGGAUGUCAGCUGUAUGUUCUGUCAUGUCUUGUACUACUCCUUCAGUCAUGUGGACAGGAAAGAUCUGCAUGGGAAGCUGUCUCUAUGCCUGGACUCCAGGGAUCAAGAAUGUUCCCUGUCCUUGUAUUUUGAGCUAUCUGUAUGAUCUUACAGUGGGUGUGUAUGUAUGUUGUAAUAGUAUCAAACAUUACUUGGGUAUCUGUGUAAUGUGGGUACAGAUGUCUAUUUUUGUAAGAGAAUAGACACUUUGAAACAGGCAAUUUGGAACAGAAUUGGUGGUGCUUAACCCUUAUCCUUCCCACUGAUUUUCAGCUGCAACUCCCCUCCCUACCAGCCAUUUCCUCUAUAGAGUUCCAGACAUAAUGUUUAUAAGGGUAAAUUACGUAUGUCUUUGGACCCCAUGUGGUUGCAGCAAAAAAUGGCAGGUAUUCAAAGAGUUAAGAACUUUCUCCCCUCCAACCUGGUUCUUCACUCCAAAUUUGUCUUACAAAACAAUCUUUUCCUCUGCUGCCAUAAGAUAUCUUCAGGAAAUAAGUUUGCAUGUGUGAUCCAAGUUUACGCUGAGAAAAGAAAGAGGCCUGAAUCUAUUUUGAGGUGUUUGUUUAUAAUCCUUCCUUCUCGUCUUUGAACAUGUCAAGUUUUUAUCUAAGGACUUUUCUUUAAGGUUGAUACCCGUUAUAAAUAGUUGAAUAUUUUCAGCCUGGUCCUAUGCAGAGUUAGGCACACCCAAUCAAUGUGCUUAAGCAUACCUAAGUUUGCAUAGAGGAUUAACUUACUUGAAGAAAAACACCCAUCCUUCUGUUUGCUAGAAGAAACAAAUUGAUGCCGGGAAUUAAAUCUGCGAUUCCCUGGCACUGCAGUAGUAUGUGCUUCCUUUGUUGGGAUUUAAAUUGCUUGCCCUGCAACCAUCCUAAGAGCCUGGGCCCAUGAACCAAUGUGAUUGUUGACUGUAGCAAGUGCCAUACCUAUGGUGUCGGCCUUGUGUCUGUUUUGCACUUGAGGUUGGUCUCUUACCACUGGCCUUCACUCACUCUAUAAAGCACUUGUAACAAUUUGUAAACUCUGUUUUUUUAUAUAUAACUUUGCUGUUGCAAUAUCCUUUACGUUUAAUUCUGUAUUUUUGACUGUUUGCAAAAUGCUAAUGUUUAUGCAAAAAAUUAAAAUCUAAAAUUAAAAUCGCUGUUAGUAAACGACCGUUGUUAAAUGUGCGCAUCUUUGGGAAGCGGGUUUUUGCUUUUUGUGGGGAGGAGAACAUGUGGCAUCUCCUUUGGAUUGAAAUGGUUCUUUGGUUGCUCUGCUCGUGCUCAUUAUAACGCCUCUUUCAACAGCCCUUGUCCCACACAGUGGCGUGGGGGUGGGGAGUUUGUCGCUUAACGCGGCUCCGGCCCGCUUUUCGACCCCCUCCUGCAGGGCCCGGCCGGGGGCCACGGCGCUCUCAAGGCCCUCAGCAGCGAGCGACUCCGCAGCGCCUCUUCCCGCCGCUUUCGGUUCUCGCGCCGCUUUCCCUCAUUGCGUUCCGCCCCGCCCUCCCCCUGCGAGCGGCUGAAUGGUUUGGCUCUCCCACCUCCCGCUCCCCGCCCUCCUCCGGCUUGUUGGUUCGCUCCUCCCCGGGCUGUUGAUGCGGAACUGGAGCCAGGCGGCUUUUAGGCUGGGGCUGAGCUGAGCUGCGCGGUGCGCGAGGAAGAGGAGGAGGCGGCCUCGUCUGACAGGUAAAGGCAAGCAGGCCUCGCGCUAACGGCUGGGAAGCGGAUAAUGGGGCGCCGCCCGGCCUCCUGUCUGUGACAUAUGCGGGGCUGAGAGGCGGCGAGGGUUUGUGGGGAAGGCAGAGGAGGCGCGCUCGCUUGCGUCGGGGUGGCGGCGGCGAAGAGAGAACCGGACCUGCCGGCUGAGGUGACGGCGGCGGGAUACGCAGCCAGGGGCGCCUGGGCUGAGGGGCUGCUCGGUGGAGAGCAGGUGGGCGCGCGGAGCUCGCGUGGGCUGGGAGGGGAGGACGGAGGAGUGCGUGGGUGUUGGAGGGCAGCAGGCACGAGUGGGGGGCUCGGAACGGAAAGGAGUUCGGGUGGGGGGUGCCGACGGCUGACGCAGAGAAGGUGGUGUGUGUGUCGGGGGAGAAGUAUUGGCAGGCGCUGGAUGAGGCGCAGCCGCAUGGGGAGGGGGGAGGGGAGCUGCCGGGGGGGGCAGGGAGGGAUAAAGGGAUAAAGCUUAGGGCAUUAGCGGGAUGCAGCAGGUACUGUGCCUGAGUGUGUUUAUGUGCGUAUAAAUGGAUUUAGGAGGGCAGGUACUGGAGCAGUGUAUAGUGGUACCUCGGGUUACAUACGCUUCAGGUUACAAACGCUUCAGGUUACAGACUCCGCUAACCCAGAAAUAGUACCUCGGGUUAAGAACUUUGCUUCAGGAUGAGAACAGAAAUCGUGCUCCAGCGGUGCGGCAGCAGCAGGAGGCCCCAUUAGCUAAAGUGGUGCUUCAGGUUAAGAACAGUUUCAAGUUAUGAACGGACCUCCAGAACGAAUUAAGUACUUAACCCGAGGUACUGUGUGUGUGUGUGUGUGUGUGUGUACACACACACACACACACACACACACAGAGUAUGUGUGUGUUAUGUGCGUAUAGAUGGGUUUAGGAGGGCGACUGCCUGAUGUUGGUGUGAUUUGUGUGGCUUACGCCCCCCUCUCAUCCCUCCACUGGGCUGAGCUUGCAACUCGAAGAUGCCCCGUCCUUGCUCUGUGGAUCCAUCUCUCCUGUCCUUGGGGGAUGCGAUACGGUUGCAGCUGCUCUUCUGGACUCGCUCCGGGUGGAUGCUUGUCCAAGGUCACGAGAGCGAGAGAUAGAGGGAAGAGAUAAAAUGCAGUUUGCGGCUCUCGUUGCUGUGACCAACUCAGCAGAGAUAUUCUUCGGCCCAACAACACCCGCGGAGGGGUCGUAUGUCGUCCCCAAGGCCGCGGGGGUCGGCUUACAUUCCACACGGAAAUGAAGAGUCUGUCUUUGCUGUCUGUGCCUUGCAAAAUAAGGUGUUGGGAGAUCGAUCUUGCUUGCUUCUGACUUGCAUUUUUGGGGGUCGAGUUUGGCCAGCUGGAAAAUUACAGCAUCUAUUAAGGGACUGUGGUUUUUGAAGCAGCUGGCCUCCCAGUGUUGAAACAAUCUGAAAGAGGAGAAUGUGUGCUUUAAAGAAUGAAGGGUUGUGUGGUGACACAUUGUAAGUUCAACUAAUAGAGUAGCAUCUAUUCUGUACACAUGAGCUCCUCAGAUAGAUUUCAUUUUCCUGGUGAUCAUUUCUGCAAUGCUUUUGGGCCCAAAGCACCCCACAGUGGUGAACAACAUUAGCACAUAUUACAAAAGAAAUACACAAUAAAAGUAGCAUACUGUAGAUCAAUCAAAACAAUAUAAAAUAGGAUCAAAAUUAAUUUAAGAAUACCAUUUAUCUGUUAGGAUCUGAUCAUCACUAGGUGUGAUUCCUUGGAGGUGGCAGAAACUGUCCAUUCUUCAUGGUUUCUUUGCAGAAGCAAGGAACUCAUCAGAACCAUCUAGCUGGCAUUUCCCCCCUUACACAGCAUGUUAUUUAUGUGUUUCUGAUGUACAGUGAAUAGUUAUUGUCUUUAGUUAUCCAUAUCUGAUGGAGCCAUUCACUUAUAGCCUCUCAAUAAUUCUGACCAGAAUAAUGCACCCCCAUCAAGUGUCUCCUUUUGUAUGAUAAAAUGUUUGUGUGUUCUUGAAAACAAAUACAUUUAGGCUGUAUAUUAAACAUGAUGGGAAUGUUGAUAGGAAAUUCUGCCAAGGAUUUGCUUGCUAAUGUUGCUGAGAUCUUUAAAGCAUAUUUAUUUAGAUUUCUGUCCCAUCUGUCUACUUGACAUAAAGUGAAUGACAGCAUUUGUGAAAGACAGGCCAGAGCAGACAAAACUCUACCCCCUCCUGGCUUAAAAACAUUUUCACAUGUGAGCCUUGGUAGUUUUUGUAAUUGUAACACAAAUGCAAAAUACAACACUGGUUAAAAUGUUCAGUUUUUAAAAUUUGUAUUAAGUGUUUAUUGUGUAUGUAAAAUAGUUCACCAAGAGGCCCUGUAGUAUGUAAAAAUAUUCUGAGACUUCGGUCAUGUGUCAAAAACAUGUGUCAAAAACAGCACAAUCCUCAACAUGUCUACUGGGAAGCAAGCUUUAUUGAAUUCAGUGGAGAUUACUGCUUUGCUUUGCUGCAUGUUUUGUCAUUUUCAAUAUCUGCUGGAGCUCUUUCACCAAGAGAGUAUUUACCCCAAUCUUGCAUCUAGGCAUCUGGGGAAUUCUCAUUUUAUCCUUUUAAACCAAUUACAAACAAACAUUAAAAACCAACAUGGAUUACUGCCUAAAGUAAUUUGUAUUUGACUUUCAUACAAGAAGCUUAAAUGGUUGUUCUUUGUCUCCCGUGGAAGAAAUAAUACUUGAAAACCUCAAGUACACCUUUUAGUGUGCUAUGUGAAAAUAAUCUAGGAUCCUUAGGCUUUUGUGAGUCUCGAAGAGAAGUUCUAUGGCUGUAGGACAGUUGUUGAGAAAGUUCCUAUAGAUGCCCUUGCUAGAGCAUUGGACUGAGAGUAAUUUAAGGUAUAGAAGGACAAAAUAAAAACCUGAAUUCUGCCAGCAAGAAUUAAUGACUAGCACUGGAGCCCAGCACUAACACCAUUCUUAUUAGUUCAGUUUGUAUGCCAGUUUCCCACAUAAAUGCAUCCCAAAAUGUGGCUUGCAAUGCAACCGUAAAACUACCUAUCAAUACCUCAUUACAAUAAGCAGUGUAAUACAUAUUAUAAUUCAAAAUGAAUAAUUUAUUUUGAUAGAGCCAACAUUAUGCCAUUAUGCCAUUUAUACAGCAACUACCAUUCUGUAUCAGGAAACCUAUCUCCCCACCCACUCCAGCUAAAAAAGUUUGUUGGCAUUAAUUUAUUUCCCUAGUCCAGCUGGCAGUUGUUUUCAUCAUAUGUAUGUUUUAUAGGUUAUAUUCUAUGUACAUAUGUUAUAUUAAUGUCAUGAGGAAUUGCACAAAGCUUAGAUAAAUCACAUAGAGAAAUGCACAAACCUACCUUGCAAAUCAGGUAGAAAAUGUCUGUCACAGUAUCUAAAAUAUGAUUUCUGUAGAGCCAUGGGGUAGAGAGACAGGCAAGCAUAAACAGUAAAAGGAUAAACAAGCUUGGCGUACACAUGGCUGCCAUUAAUCCCAAGUAUGGGGUAUGCUUGGACAUUUCCAAACUGUUUUGUACUUUACUAAUAUUUAUUUGCAACAUUUGCAUAUAUUCAAAAUGGUAUGGUUUUGACUCAUGUAAACAGUUCCUGGUUGUGUCUUUGCGGGUUUCUAAUUAAAUAAACUUUCUCACAUAUGUUAAGUUCCUACUAUAGGCAUGUUUUUUCUUCUUCAGUGGGGAAAUGUCAGAAUAGCAAGGCAAAACUGAGAAAAUAACUCUAAUGUAUUAUGAUUGAUUCGUCUACUCAGAGAUGUAAUUAAAAAGUGAUGUUUUAUCUGUUUUACAUAGUAUUUUCCCUUUUCCCUUUGGUUACAAGUUUGAAUAGGCUUAUCUCUUGAUUCCCAGUACUUUGAAGAAAAAUGCUAUGUAUAUUUGUACAUAAAACAGUCACCCCCAUCAUACUUUUAUUAAAUAUUUUUGGUAUUCAGCUGCUUUUAUAAAAUUUCUUCUUGUUUGCUGUUUUUAUUAAUAUUUGGGCGGGGUAUAAAUAAUAUAUUAUUAUUAUAACCUAUGACAAAAAUUACUUUAAAAUAAAGCAAAAUAAUGAAAAAAGCAAAACACUAAAUCAUAUGUAACAUCAGACCCAGCAGGAGAAGGCACAAAACAAUUACAGUGGUACCUCCGUUUACGAAUGUAGUUCAUUCCGGAGGUCCGUUCUUAACCCGCAGCCGUUCUUAGACUGAGGUGCACUUUUGCUAAUGGGGCCUCCUGCUACUGCCGCGCGACUUCUGUUCGCAUCCUGGGGCAAAGUUUGCUACCAGGAGCAUCUACUUCCGGGUUAGCGGAGCUUGUUAGCGUUUGUAAGGAGGACGGUACAUAACCCGAGGUUCCACUGUACAGUAUUUUCUGUGCAAGUAGGCAUUUGCUUAAACUAAAGAAUUCACAUACAUACUUGCCAAAUGAAAAAAAUGAAGAUUGCUUCUCAGCCUUUUGGCUAAGAUCAGGUGUAGUUUAUAAAUUAUUUCUAUGCAGCUUCAGUGCUUACAUAAAUGCAGGCCAACAAAUUGGCAGAUAACUACAAAGUCCGCAUUACAAAAUCUGUACUGGUGAAGCCAAUUUGGCACUCUUACAGGGGCAUCUGCAUAGCCCUGAACUCAUUGCUGCCCAGCCCCUUCCAGGUAAACUACAGUGAUUCUGGAGUCAGGGCAGCUCCACAGUGCCAUCUCACAACACUGGCUGCUGUGUUUCAAACACAGAUGAUAUAUCUACACCCAGUUUUUGUUGUUUUGCUUUAAGCUGCAUUCAUACUUCUGGGAUACAAAUUACAUAGCCAAGUGAUCAGUUCCUUGUCUCUAGUUCCAAAUGUGUGUGUGUGGGGGGGGAGAAUUUUCAGUGAUGUGAUAGUAUAUGUGGGAAAGGGUUAAAUACUCCUCUCCAGAUCAGUUCUACCCACCUCACUGCAAUACAGUCGUACCUUGGUUUUUGAACAGCUUAGUUCACGAACAACUAGGAACUCGAACGCUGCAAACCCAGUAGUAGGUGUUCCAGUUUGUGAACUUUACCUUGGAAGCCGAAUGUCCGGCACGGCUUCUGUGCCUUGGUAUCCGAACGUUCCAAACGUCAAACGGACUUCCAGAACACAUUCUGUUCAACAACCAAGGUACGACUGUAAAGGUAAUGCUAUUUGGAAGAGAAGGGUUGACGAGAUAGUGAGAAUUCCUAAUGAGGAGAUACAGACUAUAAAGAAGAAAACGGCUAGAACACAUUAUAUGCUGGCCAUUACCAGCCAGUUAUGCUAGAAUGGCUGUGCCAUGGGUCAGCUACACCUCAGAAAAUUGUGCAACUUUUAAAACAUAAUACAUUUUUGAGGGGUGGGUAGCAGAAGCUGAACAGGGAAAGCAUGGGAGGAGGAUAUUUUGUUUACUGUGUAAUGUAGGUGUCGUACAUAAAGUGAGUGAACAAAGUAUAGCUGUUUCAUGGUAGCUGCUCAACAUGGAAGCAGCCUAGGGCUCACGUGAUUAAUGCAUUUGUAAUUUAUUUUUGCGGUGAAUUGUGUAUAAAGCUGCUGUUGAAAAGUCUUCAGAGCUUCAGCUUGUGUAGAAUGCAGCAGCUCAAUUCCUUUCAAGGAUAAGGGAAACAGUAGUAGAGAGAGCAUAUAGUACCAGUACUGUAUUAACUAAUUGUGCUGGUUACUAUUACUCUAAUGGGCCAUGUUGAAGACACUAGUCUUUUUUAUUCUGCCAUCUAUGGACAGGCCACAUUCUACGUACUUUUCACCGAAUCAUUGGAUGGAAUCUGUAAGGGAAUAGAGUUGGUCCUUUUCAGUCAUGGUGUCUUAGUUUUGAACUCUCCUUUCAGCUUAACAUUUAGGGGAAAAUAUUAAGACCUUUCUAUUUUUUCAGGGUUUUAUGAAAUAGCUUGCAUCCUCAUUACAAAUGAGAUUUUGAAACAAUUUAUAGUGUGAUUUUUCUUUUGGAUGGGCCUUCUCAGUGGCUGCUUCCAGACUUUGAAACACUCUUCCUAGAGAAAUUAGACUGGUUCCUCUUUGUUGGCCUUUUGCUGGCAGGUGAAUAAUUUCUUGUUCCAACAGGCUUUGGGGAACUGAUUGUUUUUAAGGAAAGGUCUGGUACUGUAAUACUUUUGUAAUGAUCUAUAUGUUUUAAUCUCUCUCUCUCUCUCUCUCUCUCUCACACACACACACACACUAAAUGUUUUUGUUUUUAUUUUUAGUGAUUGCUAUUUAUUCUAUUUUAGCUGUAAGUUACCUUAAGUCCUUGUUGGGGGAAAAGGUAGGAUAUAAAGAAAUAUAAUAAUCAUAAUAAUGUUAUGAGUGUGCUUAUAUAUUUUAUGCAAUAUGCUUUGGAUAUUUAGAAAGACAUGAAAAAGCAGGAUAAAACUUUAUGCAUAAACAAUUCCCUUCUUUCCUUGUUAUACCUGUAUUAGACAUAUAACUAUAUAGGCCUUAGCUCAGUUGGUUAGAGUGUGGUGCUGAUAAUACCAGGGUUGCAGGUUUGUUUCCUGCACGGGACAGCGGCAUAUUCCUGCAUUGCAGGGGGGGUUGGACCAGAUGUUCCUCAGGGUUUCUUCCAACUCUACAAUUCUGUGAUUAUUUGGUUCUACCAAUCUCAUCAUUUAAAUAGAAAUUUCCUCUUUUGAAGUCAAAUGUGACUGCUGAACUUUAUUGGCAGAUGUUUACUUUCACAUAUGUUGAAUUUGAUAGGUGUAUGGAAACUGUUACAAAUUGAUUUAACUUAACAUCUAGCAUCAGAUCCUGGGCACCACUUAAGUUUAUGUCAAGAUUCACCUCCUUUCUGAUUGGGUCCAUGACCAAAUUUUUUAGACACAGUCAUUUUAGGGUAUCUAGAGCUGUUACUUCUUCAUUAUUAGAUACAAGAUAAAUGUACAAUAAAAUGUCAGACUAUAUAUUUUGUGCACAUGCUGCAUGCAGUUAUAUAACUAACAAUUUCUAUAGCACACAGUAGAUGAAUCAUUUUAGUUCUCUUACAUAAAAUUCUGUGCAGACAUAUCCACUCUGUGAGAAGAAAUACUGGCAAUGUGUUAUGACAACUUAACCUUGAACAUGUUCCUAAAGAAUCUUAAUUGCGUAUUUUUCAACAUUUAUGGAAACAAAGUAAUAGAUAGCAAGGAAAUUAGAGGAAAAUAUGUUGCCUUCAUACUCCUUAACAUCUUUCAUAAUUCUUUAAUGUUGGCAGCAAAUCGCAUGCUAAUGAAAUAUUCAGAUGGUUUUGAAUAGAAAUGUAACAAAUGGAGAGAACCUGAAUGUACUUGAAAUGCAGGAACUUUAAUCUUGACAAUGACACUAAUACAUUAGAUGUACUGUAUGAGCUUAUGAGGGCAAUCUAAAAUGUUCAAUAGAAUAAGGAAAAGUAAAAAUUCAGGGAGUGGACAAGUGAGCAAAAAUAGGUAAUAAAUUUGAUAUGAUUUCAAACUAUUUUUCCAUUGUCAUAUUGCAUAGAAAUUUUGGAGUCUAUAUACAUUUUUUUAAAAAGUGUGCAUACUAGUGCAUCAUCCUGUUAUCAUGGGGUCAUCCAGGUACCUAUGGGAAGCCCUCAAGGAAGACUUAAAUUACAACAAUACUCUUCCCACUUAAAAAACAAAACCUUCCCAUUUGUGAUUCCCAGCAAUUGGUACUCAGAGCCUUUGAUGGUGAAGGUAGAACAUAGCCAUGAAAUUAGCCAUGUGUAUUUAGUAGGAUGACUCAGUGAAAUGUGCAAUAUUAGUAUCCUGAUCUUUCACUUAGUAUUCUGUCUAUGAUAAUGGCCAGUGUUUCACUUAAGAUUCCUGCAGCAAAGCCCAAACAAAUUAUUGCAGUUCACUGCAUGGAGCAAUAAUAGAAUCAUAGCAUGUGUGAUUGACAUGGAACAAUCAUAGAAUCAUAGAACUGUAGAUUUGGAAAGGACCCACAAGGGUAAUCUAGCCCAGAGAUUCCUGCAAUUCAGGAAUCACAGCUAAGGAAUCCUUGACAGAUGGCCAUCCAAACUCUCUGUUUAAAAACCUCCGAUGAAGUAGAGUCCAUCACCAUUACAAUGAUGACGCCUGUACUUUUAUGGAAGUCUUGGUGUCUUGUUUUAUUCUGCUAUGGUCUGUGGACCAACACAAUAAAUAUUUGACCCUGCUGUGACUGGGGGGUGGGGAGCUUGAACAACAACCCCACUCCCCAACUGUGUUGUUUUCCUCUGCCCUUCUACUAUUUUCUGUGCUUAACCAGACAGCCAGAAUCAUAGAACUGUAGACUUAGAAGAGCCCAAGGGCUCAUCGAGUCCAACCUCCGCGCAAUUCAGGAAUCUCAGCUAAUAAGUUGGCCUGUCUAGAUGAACCCUGCCUGCAUAUGUUGGGGGUCUGCACCUCCCUUUAGGAAUGUGAGGCUGCAGCUCCUCAGGGUUCCAUAACCAUUAUAUUAAAAAAACCUCUUGCUGAGCCACAAUUCCACCAUUCAUCUUCUGUCUAAUUGUGAUUGUGAAUUAAUGCAAUGAUGCUAUGAGCAUCAUGUUAAAUUAAUUGCAGGUAGCUAAUGUGGUGCUGUAUAUGCAUCCUAACAUUCUUUUUGCUUAUUUAUCAUUAGAACUUUAACUGUUGGAGAACAAGUAUUUGUGGAGUAUUCUUUAUUCUUAGAUAAUAUUUAAAGGAAAUACUACUGGAGAAAAUGAGGCAAAAGUGGGUAAAAGAAGCAAAUGAAUAUUUUAUAUAAUCCUGCCCAGUUGAGUAAUUUUAUAUAGUUUGACAUUUGUUGGAGAUCCUGUUAAUUCUAUUCCUUACAAAGUUAUUUUAUUAAGUGUGGAAUUAAUUUAGGAAAACUUACUAGCUUCCCAUACAGCAUAAAUGAUUCUUGCUGCUUUAUCCACGAGGAUUUCCAUCCUGGAAGAAAGAAUAAACAAGAGUCAAACAGCCACUAAAUUGGCAUUCUACUAUGCUGUUGACUGCUUUUUAUUUAUUGGUUGUGUGGCAAAAUUUGUAAUGCUUUAACAGGGAAUAAUUCUGUUGGCAAGUGCUUAAGCUAUCAAUUCUGGAUCAGUUCUAAUCUUCCUGCACUGUUAUCAGAUAAAACUUAGAUCUUGGCUGAAGAAGUCUGCAUGCACAUGAAAGCUUAUACCCAGUACAAACUUAGUUGGUCUCUAAGGUGCUACUGGACAAUUUUUUUUAUUUAUUUCGACUGCAUCAGACCAACAAGGCUACCUCCCUGAAUUUAGAUCUCGGCUGACAGCUAAGCUGCCUGCUGUUUACACACAAAGUUUAUGUGGCUGCACAGGAGGCAGAAUGACUUUUUAAUCUGGUCAUUCAUUGCUGCGAGAAACCAGAAAAGUUGAUACCUUUAUUGUAACUAUCAGAGCACAUUGGGGGAAGGAAAUUUAAAUAUACUUUAUGCUCCUACAGUCAAUCCUAGAGAAUAAUAUUGGCUUGUGAGUUUUAUCUUGUAUUUCAGGUAACAUAAAAUGGUGAAAAAGAGCAUUUCUUGGAUGCUUAAAUAUCAGCUAGUUUUAACACUAGCUAGUUGCAACACUAACUAGUUACAACCAAAUGGAGCAAUACUCGAGUCUGUCUUGAAUGUCAACCACAUAAUGGGAUUCAAUGGACCUUUUUGACAAUACAUAUGGCUAUCAUGAGUAGCAGUAUUACUAAAUCUUUAUAUACUACCUGCCUCCUUUGUUUCAGAGGGAUCAAUAAAAGGUCCAGAGUGGAGUCCAAAGUGACUAGAUGUGAUGUGGUGUCUGAUAUGGUCCCAAAGACCAUCUUCCAAAACACUUAGUGCAUUUCUUUGAGUUAAGAACUGGAUCAUAAAUUUUUGAGAAGUGUGAAAUCUGAAGGAUAAUUGUGUUCUGGUCUGUGUAUGUCCAGGAGGUGGGAAUUGAGUCAGUUCACUUUAAAAUGAGGAAUGAACAAAAUUAUCAUCCAAGUAGUAGGUGUCAAGUUAACAUAAUAUUUAAACAUGAGAUUACCCCAUGAUUGAAUUUUGGAUUAUAUAGCUGUUCGUUUAAGAAGACGUGAACUGUGCUUCUUGGCACUGAUGCAUAAAGAAAAGCCAUUUUUGAUUACGGAAAAUUUCAGUUGUUCUCCUUUGGCUGCAUGGUUGUUGUUUUUGGUGCAGUCAGCUCAAAGAAUUUGAAGGUCAGAUUCUUUACUGACUGUCUUUCAGUAUUUGGCAAGAUUGUUUUGCUCUAUGUAUUCUAUAUUAGAAGCUUGCGGCCAAGGAAGUAGCUGGCUCGUUCAAUCAGCAUCCAUCCUCCUCUGCUUCUUAGCCCUUGUUGGUCCUUUAAGGCCUAUCAGGUCACAAUGCUGCAGUGACAGUAGAAGCCAAAAUUGACACAGCUUCAUCUUUAUGCAAUUGUUAAAAGAAUAGCCACUCUGCUAGGACUCUAAAACAAGGAUAACCAAUGUGACGUCUUCCAGAUGUUGAAUUAAAACUUCCAUCAUCCCUGACCAUUGACCAUGCUGACUGGGUUAAUGAGAAUUGUAAUCCAAUGACUUGGGCUAAGGGAGCCAGGGGCAUUACUGUAUCUUGGCUACUUUUGUUCUGGACUAUAGAUGUGGCAAUUGUCUGACCCCUUUGCUCACUGGCCUACAGUCUCCAGACCUCCAAUCUUCCCCUGCCUCUCAUAUUCUUCCUCCUGCUUCUAGGUUCUUUGAGGAAAAAAUAUGUAUUUACUUAGGACAGGCAUUCAGGCUUACUGCAGUCAUGAGCCAGAUUUUCUUGACCAAUUUUUCCCCUUCAUUCUAUUCUACUAGUUCUGUGAUGCAUGGAGAUUCCCCCCCCCCCCCCAGUUGAGCUCAGUAAAAGUAGCCUAGUUCACAAUAAGAGAUAAUUAAUCUGAUUUCUAUCCUCCACGGGGAGAGGGGGGAAGCUCUUGUGACUUGCAAGUUGAAGUGCAUAGUGGAAAUGUCACACUGUCAUAUGCACCUCCUGAUACUGGGAACGUGAUGUUUAAUUGCCAGCUGAAGGCAGCUAUUGUGCCCAAGUGAAUCUUGUUUGUAAUGUGGGUGGUGCUGAGAGAUUUGUGUGUGCAUGGUGUGUAGGGGGCGGGGAGAUUGCAAUUGCUCUAUAAAUAGUUCCAAUGGGCUGUGAUCUAGGGACAAGAGACUGAGUUGCUAUGGAGACUGAUCUGAAUCAGAUUACCUGAGGCUCCUGUUAUCCAGUCUCUGUAUGCAUGGAAUUGAAGGUUGUAUGGCCAGGGCACUUGCUGAUGAAAACACAGUCAUCGUGCUCUGCUCUGAAAGGCAAAAAAACUUUAUAAGAAAGCUGAAACCUUGUACUAUGUGUGGUAAUAUUAGACCAAACAAUUACUACACCAAUGAUAACCAUACUAUGUACAGCGGUGAAGCAAGAAUGGUAGCUUUCCUCAGUGUGUGACACUUCUAAUUGAUUUAGGUAUUUGCUCCCCAGCUGAAUGGGACACUGCUGUGGGCAUCUUGAGGAAGUAUCAUCCACCUUGGGCCUGCCCAUAAAAAGUGAGAGACAAGAGUGAUUCCUACUGUUUCCAGGAACUCUCUUUUGUGUAUGAGGUGGGAGUUUGUUUGGACACUGCGUCCAAACAGAGGCUGAGAGGGAGGUUGUGUCAGAAGGAAAAUGAAUUGAUAUGAUUUGUAUUAAUGUAACAUUUUAUAUAUAACUUCCUGUUUUUGUAAUUUUUAAAAAAGUUGUCUGUUGUUGCUUCAGUUUUUUGUACACUUCUUAGAGAUCUUUUUAAUAUAUUAAGCAGUAUAGAAAAUGAAUUAUUCAAUUAUUGCUUAUUGACUCUGUCUAUGUGAGAGUGUUGUUGAGGAACACAACUGCUUAUUUUGCCCUGCACACUGCUGAGCAGUGCUUUUUUCUAUACAAAUAGGUGCCAGUACUCACCUUAAAGUUGUUACAGUAAGUGUCACACUUUUUAACAACAACAAAAAGAGGUGCCUGUACUGCGUACCCUUGAGUACCCUCUGGGGGGAAAAGCUGCUGAGCAUCUCUUGUGGAAGAGGCAAUGAUAUGGAUUAUAGAACUGAAUAUGGUACAUGCUGGAGGGAGAAUGUUUCUGUCAUCACGUCACUGCUUUUGCAAAGGCAAUAUAUUUUUAACAUCACUAGAAAUGAAGUUGUAGCAUCUGUGCCAUUUCAUAUCUGGCCUUCUUGACUGUCUUGCACUCUCAUGAAAUUUCCGAAGGCUUUAUUUAUUUUUGAUGAGCCCUGUUCCCCUUUCCCAUUCUGAGUGGGAAGAGAACUAGUUAUCAUUUACAUAACUAGAAUAAAACGUUCCCCCUUAUUUCAGAAAGAAUCCAGUACUUAAAAUGCAGAUCUUAAUGCUUGAUGUUUUUAACCGUUUGCAGUCAUAAGGCUUUUGCCAGACACUUGGGUAGCUUAAAAGAUGCUCAGGUUUCUUGUUAGAUAUUGUGCCUAUAGAUUAUUUUCUAGCCAACCUAUUGUGAUACGUAUUAAUAUGCUUAAAUGUUGAUACCAGUACACUUGUCCUUACAGAAGAAUAUGCAGCAUAUCUCAACAAGCUGAAUCUGUGGCUUAACUCAAAUAAAAAACUUGCUAAGUGAAUAAAAGUAUUUUUACUGCCAGCAAUAGCCCUUCUUGGACAGGGAUAAUUUGGCCAUAGUAGUAUGUGCUCUGUAACCUCUCUGUUAGAUUACUGGAAAAUGAUGUAUGUGGGGCUGCCCCUGAAGAUGAUGUAGAAGUUGCAACUGGUGCAAAAUGUGAUAGAUAGAUAGAUAACUGUCAGGAGCACUAUACAGGAGCCAUAUGAAAACAGCAUCCUUUUUGCUUUUAAGUCUUUUGAGCUGAGCCAAGUAUAUUCUUUUUUGCUUGUCUAAGACAAAAUGCUUUUUCUUCAACCCUCACUUACCUGCAUAUCAGGAAAGUUUCGGAAUGUGCAAGUUGAAGCCAUUGUAUAGUAAGUACAGCUAGAUCCAUUGUGAAAUUAAAUGUUCCAUUAAACAUUUUUGCUUGUUUUUUCGCAAGGAAAAAUUAAUAUUCCUGCUUCAGAAGGCAGUGAUAUUCAAGAAAAACUAGACAUUAGAUUAAUUGCAUGAUUUCAAUAAACAUAUGUAGUUUUAAAUAGGAACUGCAAGGGGGAGUACUGUUGGAAUUGUGACUAUGGUGCAUGGGGAAAGAUUAGUCUCCUCCCAUGAAUGUGAACCUGAUUGGUGUCCCCUAGUGGCUAUUUAAAUUUAAAUGGCUAGAUAUGUUAACUGCAAUGACAUCGUUAAUUUCACAUCUGGUUUGUCCAUCAGAUCAUGUUCUUUAGUGUAAAAAAGUUGUUAUAAGCAUGCAAGAGUAUUCCUAAUUUAUUUGUCUGAAAUUAUGGAGGCUAUGAAUGAAUAUAUUGUUUUCUGCUGUUUAUGAAAGCAACUGAAUGCACAGAAUAUAAAAUCAGAAGAGUAAGCAGUUGCUUUUUUAUGUAUCAGUGGAAGCUACUGAAAUGAGAAUGUAGUGAGAUGAAAGUGAAAAGAUAAAUAUUCUCCCUGAGUGAAGUAACACUCUCCAGAAAUAAAUGUUGAAUGCCAAAUGCUGUUCUGGGUAAUGACUUGUACUUUUCUCUGUUCCGUGUUUUUUAAUGGUCACUUUUAUGUGUUUGUUACUCAAUAAUAAAAAUGAUUUUUUUCCUUCUAAAAAAUUUGUUUCUGACACCUGCAGUGCUGCAGUAUACAGUGGUACCUUGGGUUAAGAACUUAAUUCAUUCUGGAGGUCUGUUCUUAACCUGAAACUGCUCUUAACCUGAGGUACCAAUUUAGCUAAUGGGGCCUCCCGCUGCCGCUGCGUUGCCAGAGCACAAUUUCUGUUCUCAUCCUGAAGCAAAGUUCUUAACCCUAGGUACUAUUUCUGGGUUAGCAGAGUCUGUAACCUGAAGCGUCUGUAACAUGAGGUACCACUGUGUCUGUGGAUAGAACUGGGGUUCAGGAACUUGCUGCAGUGGACUUGCAGUAAAUGAGAGCCUUCUUGAGCUGAAAAGGAUUUGCUUAUAUAAAUGGAUAAUCAGAUUAAUCAGCCCAUAUUUGUGUACUACUACUGUAUAUGUGUUAUCUAGGCUUUAUAGGGUAAGUGGUUUUAGCUAAGUUUUAUGAAAAUAGAAUUUAACCAUGUUUCAUCUCAUUUGGACUUGGCAAGAGUAUCUAAAGUACCUAGCUGAUCCAAGGUUCUUCUGAUUCCAUUUGGUCUUGAGACGCAGACAAUCUUCCCUCCUUCCAACUAAUAAAGUGCAGUAUGAUUAUGCACUAAUAAGCUAUGAUUAUGAUUGCUGUGUGGACUGUGAUUAUUUGAAAAUCACACACAUUCUGUCCCCAAGACUUGCUAAAGUGUUGCUUUGUAGAUGGUAUCACAAUAGAGAUUUACUUUUCUAUUUUUGUAGAAAAUUUAUAAUAUUUCAGGUGCCCAAGAUAAGAUUGCUUCCACACCUCAGCCUGUUUUGUUUUUCAGCUGAGGCAUUUCUUUUUCACUACUGUAUUAGCAAGAAGUGCAAUUAAAAUGGAGGCUCCACAAGCACUUAUAAUGUAAAAUAGCAACAAAAAGAUGUCAAAUUUUGUCAAAAUAUAGCCUAUUACUCUUGUAAAAAACAUUUUUUUUCCUCCAGUUGCUGAAUAGAGAUAGCCUGGCCAUGGUUACUCAUACACUGGUAACCUCUAAGCUUGACUAUUAUAAGAUGCCCGUGAAGGUGGCCUGAAAAUCGCAGGUAGCGCAAAAUGCUAUAGCAAGAAUGCUGGAAGGAGCAAGCAUAUUAUUCAUUUCUUGAAACAGCUGCAGCAGUUGCAAAUUGUUUCAGGGCCAAAUUCAAGGUGCUCACUUUGAUAUUAAAAGCUCUAAACUUCCUGGCACCCAGAUAUCUGCAAGAACACCUUCUUCCAUAUCAAUCUGUCCAUGCUUUGAGAUCAGCAUAUGAUGCCCUGUUGAAUGUGGUGUUGGAGCCCAAAGAUCGAUCUUUUCAUUGGUAGCUCUUUGCAUGUCGAACUCCCUCUGUACUGAGGUGCAUCUGGCUUCAUCUCUUCAUAGCUUUAGGCGACUGGUUAAGAUACACUGUUUUUGGCAGCCUUUAGGGAAGGAGAGAGCCAAUUAGAUAAAAGGAUUACUGCUGCUACUGCUAUUAGUAAAUGGCUUUGUGAAUUGUUAUGAAUUGUGUAUUUUAAGAAUUGUGUUGCGUUAUCAAUUCUAUAUGUUCUUUUUAUCUUGUUCAACAAUAAUUUCACAGUCUUUGUCUUGGUUGAUUUUGGUUAAUACAGUUUAAAAAAUUGUCAUCAAAGUUGUUAUCCUAGCAAUGUAGGCAGAUAUGCUCGGAUAGCCCACACUUGAAAUUUGCAUUGCAAAAAAUGGUCUCAUGGGGCCUAAUAUGGACCAGGAUAAUAGCAGGAAGCAAAGUCUUAAAGCCCUCCCCACCUGCUAAGAUCCCAACCCAGGUUAAGUCCCCUCACAGCGGCAAUUUGAGGAAAACCCUGUACUCAAGGGUAGAAGUAUAGUUAAAGUCACAUGUAAUUUGUGCUUUAGACCAAUUCCUAUUUUUAAGGUCCUAAUUUGAACAUAGUGAAUAAUUGGAUCUAAUUUGUGUAAGAGAAAAGCGGUGUUUCAGAUAUAAUCAUCCUCAUUAAUUGAUGAUAAACUUUCCCUCCCAGAUCCAUUUAAACUAGCAACCAGAGUCCCAUUCAGAGACAGUGGACUCUGCAAGUUAAUUCUAAGUUGUGUGAAGGCAACUGCUACUAUGUUAGUAGCACACGGUGCCAGUCACAAUGCAAUGGAAAUUGGGACAGUUGUAUGUACAUCACUCACGUAUUGGUGUCAGUUCACAAAACCCCAUUUCCUGUGCAAGCCUUGUCCAGCUGUGGUUCUAGCAAGUGACCCCAAAUCUUUUGAAGUGAUUUCAUGGAGGCUGUCUUAUGUGAACAAGACUUCCCUGUUGUUUACCCUUCACAAGUAUAUUUCAUACUAAGACAUGGAAGUGUGGAUAUUUUGCUUGAACAGCCUGUCCUGUGACAAAUAUGCUGCUUAUACUGAAAGUGCUGAUCAGAGCAUUGUUAUUGAUGAAUGUGAGUCUGACCUUGAAUUGAAUAUCUUUUGUUGUAGGUUGAUGUCGCAAUUUCCAUGA
Podarcis lilfordi (Lilford's wall lizard) is the source of this 29028-nucleotide messenger RNA. NCBI's taxonomy places the organism in Eukaryota, Metazoa, Chordata, Lepidosauria, Squamata, Lacertidae. The record is from the annotation of a GenBank genome assembly.